This is a messenger RNA of Owenia fusiformis, 1205 nucleotides long. NCBI's taxonomy places the organism in Eukaryota, Metazoa, Annelida, Polychaeta, Sabellida, Oweniidae. The record is from the annotation of a GenBank genome assembly.
UUAAAACAGCGAUGUUUCUUUUAUCAGCAUUUCGGUUGAUGCCAUAUCAAAAAAUUUUGAAGGCGAGUCUGCCACUUAACACAGGUUACAGAUUAUACUAUGGAAAACCAAUUGGAAAAAAACAAAUUCAAGAAGAAGUAUUCUUUAGUCAGAAUUACAUCGAUAUGGAAAGAGUUAAUACAAUGAUGAAAAUCAAAUCUGGUGAUAGAAUUCUAACCAUCGCUGCAAAUGGAGCACACGCCCUUUCGAAGCUACUCGCGGACCCAAAAGAAGUGAUCGCGUUAGAUGUCAGCGCCCCUCAACUUCACAUGGCUAAGUUACAAACGACUGGAAUGGAACUUCUAUCCAGGUCGGACUUUUGUACACUGAUAGGUAUAAAUAGGAGAAAAAUCGCUGAAAGUGAGAGGCUCGAACUUUAUGAACAUAUUAGAAGUGCCCUGAAACCGGAAACUAAAGCAUAUUGGGAAAAACACUUGAACUGCAUUGAAGAUGGUUUACUUUAUUGCGGCCACCAAGAUAGAAUAGUCAAUGAGUUCUCGAAGUCAAGACUUCCUGAGAUACAUGAUGACUCAACGAUCAAACAGUACCUUGAAUUAGGUGAUGACAUGGACGAGCAGCUUAGAUUUCACAGUGAGAUUUGGAAUUCAAAGCCUUGGAAGAAAGAGUAUACGGACAUGCGUAAUAAAUUUGCAGCCCAAGUGUAUGAUCCUCCAGACGAUGGUAUUAAUUAUGGAUUGGCAUGUUUGAAGCAGUUUGAUAGAAUGGUGCAACACGUCCCAAAUAAUAAAAAUGAGUUUUUGGAAGCAUUGCUCACGGGUGACGUAACUGAGGAAUGUCGACUGCCUGCAUACUUAAGAGAGGGAAAUUAUGAAUUCAUCAAAGAGAGACUCAAUAGAAUAAGUUGGAUUCAAGCAGACAUUGCAGAGUAUAUUGGCGAUGUUUCAAAGAGAAAGAAUACCCCAAAAUUUGAUGGAAUAAACUUUACAACUGCUCUCAGUUACAUGCAAAAAACUCCGUACAAAUUGAACACGAUGAUGAAUCAUGCUGCAGUAAUAUGCAACACUGGUUCGAAGCUUGUAUAUUACACACUUGAGGAAUUCAAGAUACUCUUUCCCGAUAAUAUGAUGGAUAAACUGAUAAAAUAUGAUGGUCAGGAUAACAAAUUUGGUUUAUUAUUUAUUCCGACGGUGGCAACGGUAUUGUAA